Vanderwaltozyma polyspora DSM 70294 is the source of this 298-nucleotide messenger RNA. Its product is annotated as Tkp3 protein. The transcript has a single exon. Lineage: Eukaryota; Fungi; Ascomycota; Saccharomycetes; Saccharomycetales; Saccharomycetaceae. The record is from RefSeq and is a predicted model, not a curated record. The annotation marks the transcript as partial.
CGUUAAUAUAACCUACUUGAAGAAAUACAAAGAGAGAUCAGAUAUGUAUUUCAGAGAACCACCUCACACUGAAGAAGAGAAGGAGGAGAGAAUAGAAGAGGUUAUAGCGCUAGUAGGAGAAGAUGAUAAGAAUAAAAAGUAUUAUUGCUUAUUCAAAGGAGUAGACCCGAAGAUAACAGUUGAGUUAUCGAAAAAACAAUUUAAUAGAAUACCAACAACGAAAAGAUUAAAUAUGCUGGCGACAUUUAUGCAAUUAGUAGGAACUCUUCGAGAGGAAGAAGAGGGAGAAGAUGUCGUA